Molecule: messenger RNA, 674 nt
Organism: Populus nigra (black poplar)
Lineage: Eukaryota; Viridiplantae; Streptophyta; Magnoliopsida; Malpighiales; Salicaceae
Product: hydrophobic protein RCI2A
Exons: 3
Coding region: 207-371 (54 amino acids)
Cellular component (GO): membrane
Source: RefSeq, a predicted model, not a curated record
UAUCUAGACGUAAUUAGGAGUACGCGUGUAGACGACGUGGAAGUUAUUGUAGGGGGAGUGGUUUUGGUUCUCUAUAUAUAACCAGCAACAACAGCCCUUGAGAGAAUUACUACGCCAACAGAGAAGGAAGCAGCAGCUGAUCCUGAAGAGCACUUCGCUAGCCUGUUAAAGUUAAUUAAUUAGCAGUUAAUUAAUUAGUCAAGAAGAUGUCAAGUACUAACUUCAUAGACAUCUUGCUGGCCAUCAUCUUGCCUCCUCUCGGUGUCUUCCUCAAGUUUGGUUGCGGGGCGGAGUUUUGGAUCUGCUUGCUGCUUACCAUUUUAGGGUACAUCCCUGGAAUCAUUUAUGCCGUCUAUAUCAUUACCAAGUGAUCGAUAUCACCCUCUUCUUCAUGAUCUCUUGUUGUGGAGAGACGCAGUACCGUUUGAUCCAAUAAAAAAGUUCCUGGUCGUCUGAUUCAAUGAAGAGCUCCUGAUUUUGUAUGGAGUUGGAUGAUUAUAAUACACUCCCUUUUCAUAAUUGUUUUUUCUUUUUUAAUGUAUUAAUUGAUAUUUUGUAAAGCUUAAUAAGCAAGUCUCUUUCGUUCUUAAUCUCCCUGUCUUAAUUUGUUGUGAACAUCCGAAUUUGUUUUGAUUAGUUAAUGGAAUUGUCUACCUAAUUGUUUGUGGAUGCAA